This is a messenger RNA of Carassius carassius (crucian carp), 1713 nucleotides long. RefSeq names its product layilin-like. The record is from RefSeq and is a predicted model, not a curated record. Gene Ontology annotation, molecular function: hyaluronic acid binding. Lineage: Eukaryota; Metazoa; Chordata; Actinopteri; Cypriniformes; Cyprinidae. The transcript has 8 exons. Bases 150 to 1295 code for a protein of 381 amino acids.
AUAUUUCAGCGGAUAACGGGACAGGUGAUCGGGUUUCUACUGGACGAAGCUCUCCUGGUGUUGGAUGUUCAUUUUCUUUUUUCCUGGAUUUUCAUUGACUUCGUGAAAUUACUUUUAAGACCCAUGGAAGUUUGAUAAAAGGUGAUCAAAUGGAUUUGAUGAGAAAAAGUGGCUGCGUGCUGAUUUUACUCAGCGUAUCCGCGUGCGCAUCAAAGCUUCUUGGCGACAUUUACGAGCCCAGAGGUCAGCAAAUAUGCAAGCGUGGCACUGAGAAGCCCUGCUAUAAAAUUGCCUAUUUUGAAGAAAAUCGGCGUAAACUCAACUUUGAAGAUGCGAGUCGAGCCUGCAGGAGUGAUGGAGGCGAUCUUCUCAGUAUUGAGUCUAAGACUGAGCAGAGACUGAUAGAGAACUUCAUCCAUGAACUGAAAGCAUCGGACGGAGACUUCUGGAUCGGUCUCCGUAGGGAUCUAGCCAAUAAAGAGAUAAACGGAGACUGUCCUUCUCAAUACUACUGGCUGGAUGGAAGCCGAGCAACCUUCAGGAACUGGCACUGGGAUGAGCCUUCUUGUGGAUUUGAGGUGUGUGUAGUAAUGUACCAUCAGCCAUCUGCUCCUCCAGGUCAGGGUGGACCUUACAUGUUCCAGUGGAAUGAUGACAAUUGUGAAACCAAAAACAACUUUAUCUGCAAGUACACCAAAGGUUGGGAAGAUAAACCUCCAGCACCCGUUCCUGCAGAAAAUAGAACAUUUGAAGGUGCUCUUCCGACACCCAGAAUACCCCAAAACCCCUCUGUCACAGACAAGGAUGAUGGCAUGAGGGUGGUCGUAUCUGAACCUCCAGACAACAUUGUUAAUAUUGCUUAUAUUGUGCUGCCAACCAUCCCACUUCUGCUGCUGUUGAUUGUGGCGACAAGUGUUUUCUGCUUUAAGCUGUUCACAAAGAGGAAGAAACAACAGACUGAGACCCCUCCGAAGGAGCCAGGAUACAGGGGCGCUGGAGAAAGAUGCAACAGUCCAAGCCCUGACGUCUAUAACGUCAUCCGGAGGCAGCAUGAAUCAGACCUGGCCGGCACGCGGCCUGACAUCAAGAACACUUCCUUCCUUGGUUCUUCUCCAGACACUCCACCUGGAGAUUACGACAACUUGGCAGGCCGGGACACUGAAAGUGGUUUUGUGACACUGGCCAGCACUGAGAGCAGCUUUGUGACCAAUGACUUGUACGAUACGCUGCAAGGUCGUGGAAGUGGGAGAUAUUACAGAGACCAGGGAUGGAUGGAUGAAUUAUAUGGCUACUAAUAUGUAAGGUGAACAUUAGCAUUUAACUGCAUAUUCUCCUAUAAAAAUGAUAAUAGCUGUUGAUGUCUUACCCAAGUAUUUCCUUGGUGCGAGAUAUCCAAUAUUAUCUAUUUCAGUACAGGUUAUCAAAUCAGGAGGACGCUAGAGCUCAAAAGAGACCUGGAUGUGUGUACUGUAUUAAAUGAAUGAGAAGCUGCGUCCCAAAUGAAGCACUAUACACUAUGCACUCAUACACUAUGUAUUAAUGCACUAUGUACUCAACCAUGUAGUGUAUGAAUUAUAUAAGGUUAUUUUGUCAUUCUUAAUCUCAAGUCUGAUAGCCCCUCUCCCUUCGCUACGUAAUUAACUGGGACCUAUGUGUCCAACAUUACACACUUCGUUUUUUUCAGUUAUUUAAGUGCAUCAUCUAGGUAUUUAA